This is a messenger RNA of Aspergillus aculeatinus CBS 121060, 495 nucleotides long. RefSeq lists its product as uncharacterized. NCBI's taxonomy places the organism in Eukaryota, Fungi, Ascomycota, Eurotiomycetes, Eurotiales, Aspergillaceae. The record is from RefSeq and is a predicted model, not a curated record. The coding region runs from base 64 to 495 and encodes 143 amino acids. The transcript is spliced from 3 exons.
CCGAUGCGAGAGCUGCAUUAGUCUUACUUCUAGCCUCCGACGGCCGGCAAGUGCUGGUCUGCAAUGUUGAGCAGCGUCUUCCAACAAUGUAACCAGACAGAAGGCGACUCCCAGUCACGGAAUAUUUACCGGCAGACCCGGCACUUCUCCUCAAGGUCUUCUUCAGUCUCUGGAGAUGAGACUACUGGGGAUCAGGUUGUCUUGCAGCACGCCCUGGCCUGUCCCGUUUUCCGUCGUGCGGUAUUGACAUCGAGUCCGGAUUGCUUGGAUGCUUUGAUUGACGGCAGCUUCAGUCGCACCCUGCUUCUCAUCAUCACCGCAGGUCAAGCCAAACCCAGCAAGUCUUCCCUGCCAAUCAAGUACACGCUGAUCCUUCGGCUGAAUAUCCUAUCAAGGCAGCCCGCCCAGGCGCGAAACCCAAGACUUCACGUACACCUGCAGAAUCCCAAUUUGACCCUGAUUCUUCACGUCGCGCAGUCGCUCGUGCAGGAUUGA